AUUGAUUUUUCUUUUUUCACAUAAUCUUAUCUUCGAACCCAUCAAAUGUUUUACUUAUUUUGUGAAGGCUGUUUACUUUUUCAGUAUCACUAAAGUUCCAAAAUUAUGCAGCGAAAAUGGCGAACAUCGGCGUGGUGUCGGCGACUAACAACCAGGUGAUACUCCGUGACUACGUGAGUGGAUUCCCUAAAGAAUCCGACCUCUACAUUGCCGCAACCACCGUUGACUUACGUGUACCUCCCGGAUCCAUGGCGGUUCUAGUCAAGAACCUCUACUUAUCUUGUGAUCCUCACAGCCGCACUCGCAUGGGGAAGCCUGAUCCCUUGUCCCCUGCUUCCAUCGCUCAUGCUUUCACUAUAGGCAAGCCAAUCUCUGGGUUUGGAGUGGCUAAAGCAAUAGAUUCAGAUCAUCCAAAUUACAAAAAUGGAGAUUUACUUUGGGGAAGAGUUGGAUGGGAAGAGUAUAGUGUUAUUACUCCAACUCCUUCUUCACAUUUCAAGAUUCAUCAUACCGAUGUUCCCUUAUCUUUCUACACUGGACUUCUUGGUAUUCCGGGUCUAACUGCGUUUGUUGGGUUUUACGAAAUCUGUUCUCCGAAGAAAGGAGAGACUGUUUUUGUAUCAGCUGCAUCUGGUGCAGUAGGUCAACUUGUGGGACAGUUUGCGAAGAUGGCGGGAUGCUAUGUCGUUGGAAGCGCCAGUAGUAAAGAGAAGGUUGAUCUUCUCAAGACUAAGUUUGGGUACGACGAUGCUUUCAAUUACAAGGAAGAGCGUGAUCUUAGUGAUGCCCUGAAGAGGUGUUUCCCAGAAGGAAUAGACAUAUACUUUGAAAACGUGGGAGGCAAAAUGUUAGACGCAGUGCUCGAAAACAUGAGGACACAUGGGCGAAUCGCCGCGUGUGGAAUGAUCUCACAAUACAAUCUAAAGGAACCCGAAGCUUUACAUAACUUAGCCACCAUUGUUUACAAACGGAUUCGGGUUCAAGGUUUUGCAGCUGUCGAAUUCUUUGAUAAAUACUCCAAGUUCUUGGAUUUUGUGCUUCCGUAUGUAAGAGAAGGAAAGAUAACAUAUAUAGAGGAUAUAGCGCAAGGACUCGAGAACGGGCCUUCUGCUUUGAUUGGACUGUUCCACGGUAAGAACGUUGGGAAACAACUUGUUGAAGUUGCUCGUGAGUGAGAUUGAAUUAGCAAAUAAAACAACUUGUUAUUACCGUUUGUUUUAUUUGUUGUUGUGACAUUGCUUUCUUUGUAGGUCAGAAAUAAUUAGACUGUUGUUAA
Messenger RNA from Arabidopsis arenosa, 1276 nucleotides. The record is from the annotation of a GenBank genome assembly. Lineage: Eukaryota; Viridiplantae; Streptophyta; Magnoliopsida; Brassicales; Brassicaceae.